Molecule: messenger RNA, 1653 nt
Organism: Prunus armeniaca (apricot)
Lineage: Eukaryota; Viridiplantae; Streptophyta; Magnoliopsida; Rosales; Rosaceae
Source: the annotation of a GenBank genome assembly
AUGGCUUCUGGAGGAUCAGCAGCAGCAUCCAGCCGCUCACUUCAAAACACACCCACUUGGGCUUUGGCAACAGUUUGCCUUGUCUUCAUUUUUCUCUCUAUCUUUAUAGAGCACUUGAUCGAUCUCCUUAGCCAAUGGCUCAAAAAACGUAAAAAGAAUGCCUUAUUCGAGGCCGUAGAGAAGCUCAAAUCAGUGCUUAUGCUGCUGGGUUUCAUGUCCCUAAUUCUGACAGUGUCACAAAGGUCCAUAUCCAAAAUAUGCAUACCCACAAAGAUUGCAUAUACCAUGCUUCCCUGCAGAAAAAGUGCACCCACUAAAACCACCAAAGCACUUGGUUUUGAGUCCGUUCAAUUCAUGGAAAGAAGACUAGCAGCAACUUCUUCUGAGGAUCACUGUGAAUCCCAGGGGAAAACCUCGUUUAUAUCGCAAGGGGGGCUCAACCAGCUUAACAAUUUCAUCUUUGUGUUAGCAGUUAUGCAGAUUGUGUAUAGCGUUCUCACCAUGGCUUUAGGAAGGGCCAAGAUGAGGCGUUGGGAAGCAUGGGAAAAAGAAACUCAGACAGUGGAAUAUCAAGUCGCAAAUGAUCCUAAUCGUUUUAGGUUUACAAGGCAGACCACAUUUGGUCGUAGACAUAUGACUUCUUGUACAGGAACAGGGACAUCUUUUCAAAUGUGGAUUAGGUGCUUCUUCCGGCAAUUCUUCCAUUCAGUGGAAAAAGUUGAUUAUCUCACUUUACGCCACGGUUUCGUUUCAACUCAUUUGUCCACAAACAAAAAUGCAUUCGAUUUCCAAAACUACAUUCAACGUUCGCUGGAGGACGAUUUCAGAGCUGUUGUUGGCAUCAGCCCAUUCAUGUGGUUUAUAGUCGUCAUCUUCAUCUUUCUGGACGUGCAUGGUUGGCAGGUGUAUCUCUGGGUUUCGUUCUUGCCACUAAUUAUAGUGCUGGUUCUUGGAACCAAACUUGAAGUAGUAGUUGCACAAAUGGCUCAUCAACUUCAUGAUCAGCAUAACGUGAUAAAAGGAACUCCUUUGGUGCAACCAAAGGACAGUCAUUUCUGGUUCAGUCAACCACAGUUCGUCUUGACCCUUGUACAUCUCACUUUGUUUAUGAACGCAUUUGAACUUGCUUUCUUCAUUUGGGUCACGCUACAAUUUGGGAUACACUCUUGCUACCAUGAACACAUACAGAUUAUCAUUAUACGGGUGGUCUUAGCGGUCACUGUUCAAGUGAUGUGCAGUUACAUUACUCUUCCACUCUAUGCCCUAGUGACUCAGAUGGGAUCAAAUUUCAAGAGUGCAGCAGUGCUUGAAGAGCAAACAACAAAUGUUAUGAAGCAGUGGCACGCUGAAGUGAAGAAAAAGAGGAAAAAGAAACAAGACUCUUCACAAUCUGGCCAUGACGAAGAUUCUACUACUGUAGGAAGCAGUAGGGGAAUCACGAACUCCUUGGACUUCUCUUCUCAUCGCCGGCAGCCAACUUUCGCAGAAAUCACCCAAAAUUUUCCUGGAAACACUGAGAUUGUUGAUGACAACCAAGAAAUUGUGGAAGAUCAUCAACAAAGAGUAGGGCAAAAUGAAAUUGAACUAGCUAGUAAUGUUUCAUCUAGUGAGGUACAUAUAGAAAUGCCGGAAGUGACCACAACACAAACUUGA